AUGACAUAUGUAGAGUGCUGGAGUUCUUCUACUGAUUGGAAGACCUUGAUUCUUGGCGAUGGUGAUGGUGUGAUACUUGAAAGAUUGGCCAACAAGUUAGAACUACAUACCAUUGCAGACUUGAAAACUGAAACUAUAGCUGUUAGAAAACUACUAAAAGGGAGAGAUCUGCAAAAUGCUGAAAGUACCAAGCAAAUAACAAAUAUUCUUGUAAAAUUUGAACGGACCGCAGGAGUCGACGGAAACAUAGAGCUUGACGAUUGUUUGGAGGAUGAGAAGAGUGUUUUUGAGGAUGAAAAGAGUGUUUUUGUAGGGUUGUUUCCAGGUGUCUUUCUAAAGGACGAAGACGUUGCUGCCUUCACCAUUUACGCUAUUGAUUAUCCACGGACAUUAAACAAGACGUUGAAUUUGAGGCCACCUGGAAAUGUCUACUCGUUGAAUGAGUUGGUAGAGGUCUGGGAAAGCAAGAUUGGAAAAAAAAAACUUGAAAGGAAUUAUGUACCGGAAGAUCAACUUCUUAAAUCCAGACAAUGCAAGUCUGAUUUUUAUAAACUCGGUCUUUGUCAAAGGAGAUCACACAUACUUUGA
Mercurialis annua (annual mercury) is the source of this 588-nucleotide messenger RNA. RefSeq names its product isoflavone reductase-like. The transcript has 3 exons. The record is from RefSeq and is a predicted model, not a curated record. Bases 1 to 588 code for a protein of 195 amino acids. NCBI's taxonomy places the organism in Eukaryota, Viridiplantae, Streptophyta, Magnoliopsida, Malpighiales, Euphorbiaceae.